UGCCCUUUUUGUAAGGCAGGAAAAAAUCAGUUGAACAAAUGCUGACUCGGAUAAACUUUUAUGUCUGUUACACAAAUAGAUGUCUACACUACGUAGUGGUCGUAAAAAGCAGCCAGCCAGCCCUGAUGGUAGAGCCUCACCCAUUAAUGAAGACAUCCGUUCCAGCGGCCGCAACUCUCCCAGUGCUGCCAGCACCUCCAGUAAUGACAGCAAAGCAGAUUCAGUGAAGAAGUCCACCAAGAAAAUAAAAGAAGAGGUUUCUUCUCCUCUGAAGAAUUCCAAGAGGCAGCGGGAGAAGGCAGCGUCGGACACAGAGGAGCCCGAAAGGUCCAGUGCCAAAAAAUCCAAAACUCAAGAGAUCAGCAGGCCGAACUCUCCCUCGGAGGGUGAGGGUGAAGGUGAGAGCUCUGACAGCCGCAGCGUCAAUGACGAAGGGAGCAGCGACCCCAAGGACAUCGACCAGGAUAACCGGAGCACGUCACCCAGCAUCCCCAGCCCUCAAGACAAUGAGAGCGACUCAGAUUCAUCCGCUCAGCAGCAAGUGCUGCAGGCGCAGCCCCAAGUGCUGCAGGCAUCCAGCAGCUCCGGCCAGGCUCCUCCUCCCAUGCCCCCUAUCCCAGCUCAGCUGCCAGCACCGCUGCCUGCGGCCACGAGUGCUUCUGCAGCUCCACCGCAGGUUUCACCACCAGCAUCCCAGGCCCCCAGCCAGCCCCAGGCCCCCGCGCCACCUCCUUCUCAUUCCCACAUCCAGCAAGCCCCCGCUUUGCACCCGCAGAGACUGCCAUCGCCUCACCCGCCCCUGCAGCCUCUGAAUGCAUCGCAGAGCCAGCCCGCCCCAGCCUCGUCGCAGCCCCACUCGCAGCCUCCGCUGCACGCUCAGCCCCAGCCUGCCCCGCACAGCCUGCAGGCGCAGCCCCUGCUGCCUCAUCCCGUACCCCCCCAGCCGUUCUCGCUCCCCACGCAGUCUCCUCAGUCUCAGGUUCCCCUUCAGACACAAGCGCCGUCUCACUCCCACUCUGCACUGCAGGUGUCUCAGCCCUCCCUGCCAGCCGCAGCCCCGCUGCAGCAGGCCCAGCCUCCGCGGGAGCAGCCGCUGCCCCCCCCCAUGGCCAUGCCUCACAUCAAGCCUCCCCCCACCACCCCCAUCCCGCAGCUUCCCACCCCUCCAUCCCACAAGCACCCUCCUCAUCUCUCCGGCCCUUCUCCGUUCUCGAUGAACUCCAACCUGCCUCCGCCACCAGCUCUAAAACCCCUGAGCUCCCUCUCCACUCACCACCCUCCAUCUGCGCACCCUCCUCCCCUGCAGCUGAUGCCUCAGAGCCAGCCGCUGCAGUCCUCGCAAGCCCAGCCUCCCGUCCUGACCCAGAGUCAGAGCCUUCCCCCAUCCGCCGCUCACCCCCCAUCCGGACUCCACCAGGUAUCCUCGCAGCCCCCCUUUUCUCAGCAUCCCUUUGUCCCCGGAGCCCCACCGUCCAUCACCUCUCCUUCGUGCCCCUCCACUUCCACGCCGCCUGCAGUGCCCGGCAUCCCGCUUCAGACCUCCAUCUCCACGUCAGCAGCUUCUAGUGGGAGCGUGCCGGUGGUGACGUCCUGCACGCUGCCACCUGUCCAGAUCAAAGAGGAGGUUCCCGAUGAGGCUGAGGAACCAGAAAGCCCUCCGCCUCCACCACGGAGUCCAUCGCCAGAACCAACUGUGGUGGAUACACCGAGUCAUGCCAGCCAGUCCGCCAGGUUUUAUAAGCACCUGGACCGUGGCUACAAUUCGUGCUCGAGAGCAGAUUUGUACUUCAUGCCUCUGGCAGGAUCCAAACUGGCCAAGAAGAGAGAAGAGGCCAUUGAAAAGGCCAAAAGGGAAGCGGAGCAGAAAGCCAGAGAAGAGAGGGAGAGAGAGAAGGAAAAAGAGAAGGAAAGAGAGAGAGAACGUGAGCGUGAGAGAGAAGCAGAAAGAGCUGCGAAAGUAUCCAGCUCCUCCCACGAAGGCCGCCUCGGAGAGUCGCAGCUCAGUGGGCCAGCACACAUGAGACCUUCCUUUGAACCCCCACCGACGACCAUCGCUGCCGUCCCUCCUUACAUUGGCCCAGACACACCUGCUCUACGAACGCUGAGCGAGUACGCCCGUCCUCACGUCAUGUCUCCAACAAACCGUAACCAUCCCUUCUUCGUCCCCCUGAACCCCACCGACCCCCUCCUGGCCUACCACAUGCCCGGCCUCUACAACGUGGAUCCCACCAUCCGGGAACGAGAGCUGCGGGAGAGGGAGAUCCGGGAGCGAGAAAUCCGGGAGAGGGAGCUGAGAGAGAGGAUGAAACCUGGCUUCGAGGUGAAGCCCCCGGAGCUCGAUGCGCUGCACCCGGCCACCAACCCCAUGGAGCAUUUUGCCAGGCACGGUGCACUGACUAUUCCCCCAACGGCAGGACCUCACCCGUUUGCUUCCUUCCACCCGGGUUUGAACCCGCUCGAAAGAGAGAGACUCGCACUGGCAGGCCCGCAGUUACGGCCUGAAAUGAGCUACCCUGACAGACUGGCAGCUGAGAGAAUACACGCGGAGCGGAUGGCAUCGCUGACAAACGACCCAUUGGCACGGCUCCAGAUGUUCAACGUCACGCCUCACCAUCACCAACAUUCGCACAUACAUUCGCAUUUACACCUACAUCAGCAGGAUCCCCUCCAUCAAGGUUCAGCAGGACCUGUUCACCCGCUGGUGGAUCCGUUAGCAGCUGGACCCCAUUUGGCACGUUUCCCCUACCCACCUGGGACCAUCCCCAACCCAUUGCUAGGACAGCCACCUCAUGAGCAUGAAAUGCUCCGACAUCCAGUCUUUGGUACCCCUUACCCUCGGGAUCUGCCUGGUGCCAUUCCACCUCCGAUGUCCGCAGCCCACCAGCUGCAGGCCAUGCAUGCACAGUCAGCAGAGCUGCAGAGACUGGCAAUGGAGCAGCAGUGGUUGCACGGGCAUCCUCACAUGCAUGGUGGUCAUCUACCAAGUCAGGAAGAUUAUUACAGUCGGCUGAAGAAAGAAGGCGACAAACAGUUGUAAUAAAUUAUUUAUUUGUAAUGCUGGCUAUGGAAACCCCAGUCCUUGGGAAGGAGUGGAACAUUUUUACAUACAAUAAGAGCUACAAAAGGAAAAGAAUAUCUUAUAAAGAUUUCUUUAUAUAUUUAAAACAGAAACAACCGCCCAACAAGUAGAGACUUAUCAGCAUAGCGUUCAUUUGUAGAGAAGAUUUCUCAAGACUGGUGUGGGUCUCCCUGCAUGACAACGUAUUCAGAAGCCUAUUGAAAAUACAGGACUGUGUGGAAUAUUCAGAGAACUUCCUGCAACCUUGGUUUUUUUCUUCCUAGUUUGUUUUGAGUAGGUGCUAGGAUUGGGUUCACAACACAAGUCACUGUGCGUGAAGAGACACUCAGUGCAUCCAUAGCUACUUCAAAAAAAAAAAAAACAAGGAUUGCAAGUAGGUGACAUAACAAGCUCUGAAUCCAAGUGCUAUAAUAAUAAAAAAAAAUUACUUUUAUUUUAAUACAUUGUAGGGAAUCUUCAUAAUUUUCAAGGGAGCUCAGUUCUGCAGCAUGGCUUUUUAAGUCUGUAAAUAACUUUUUUGGGUAGAGGGGAGAAACGAAACAAAACGAAACUCCAGAAACGUUUAUGUUGAUUUUCAGUAACAUCACACGUUGUGAAUUCCUACCUGGUAUUGACAGAAUACAGAGUUGAUUUUUUAAUAAAAAAAAAUAUAUAUAGUUAUCCCUUUAAUUAAAGGGAACAAUGGGUAUCAAUAAUUUCAAAUGGGUAAAAGCUUGAAAUUUGGCUUGUUAUCAACAAUAAGCAUUAAAGGGAGAUGCAGGGAUAAUGUUGCAAAUGACUGUUCUUGGUUUUUUGUUUCUUCUGUUAGUGUUACAUCUCUGUUUCUGCAGCUGAUUUCUGUUGAGUUGGGUUUCUCAGCAGUGCAGGUGUCCCUUGGAGCUCACUUACCCUACUUCAGGGGUUCGUCUUCAGCAUGGCCAUCGUACACCUCUUUCCCUUUACCCUUUGGAACUUAAAUCUAACUGCGUUGGUUUUAGGCUAUCCCUCAUAGGAUAACUAAGAGUUCAAAGAAAUAACACGUUCUAAAAUCUCUAUUUUAAAAUGCUCCAUGGCUCAAAGUAGUACAGCCAGAACUUCAUACCGUGCAUAUUUUUGGAGGUUUGCUCUCCCUGGCCUCUUGUGUUUGAUGCAUUCUUAAGAAAGGAGGAGUGGACAACUCAGUGUUUUUAAGCUGUUUUGCAAAGAGCAGUCUGCAUUUCGUUUGAAUUCUGUUUUUAUAAGCAAAAACUUUUUAACUGCCACAAACGUUCUGUAUCUCAGGAACUUACUGCUUUGGGCUUCAGAUAAUAAUACAUGGACAGUAAUAUUUACUGCCUCCAACACAACAGGUCCGUGCAGAACUCCUGUUGGCUGGUUCCCAUGUGGGUGGGAAGAGGAGAGGGGCACGCAGGAGGCCAGGGAGCAUUAUUUUAGAGACAGCUCUGCUUGCUGCCUAGGCAGAGAGGUUUUAUGUGUUCUUACUGUUCCAUAUGUUUGGUUGGUUUGGUUUUUCGGUUGUUCUCUUUAUUUUUUUUUGCCAGGGCAGAGGGUGGUGCAGCCAAUGGACAUCUGAAUCUGCUGGCCAUCUGCUUCCCAUUUCCUCUCUCAACUCACGAGCACUCUCUCUCUGCUGUUGUAGACUGUUAUAAAUGUGAUGGUUGUGUCAUAGGACUGUACUGAGCCACGUGUGCUGAAGUUGUGGUUAAUGACACGUUGUGAUGGAAGGCAUGCACAGUGCUUUAUCCACCGCUCAGACCAACGUCAGCAUCAGUGCCCAAAGGUGUUCUGUAACACCAGUGACAAAUUCAAACCUUGCAUCAGGGUUUUCUGGGCCCACGUACAGCAAGAAUAGAAGGGAGGGAGAGGAGGGUGAUUUCAGUUGCCGACCUCUUGUGUCCUCUGUUGCAGAUUUCGCAAUGCUAAGGAACUGCAGUAGCAUGUAAUCAGUUCCAUGCCCUGUGCACGAGCUCUGAAGGUGUUAGCAGGAGCAGCCAGUGUUGGCAUGUGGAGGCUGUGAGGUCAGUGUGGCACCCAGCAUGGUGGGCUUCCUUUGGGCACUGCUGUGCUGGCAUCCGAAAGGGAAUUACUCCUUUCUUCUGAGCAGCGUUUUUACCUUUUGCUUUUAGCUUUUUUUAGAUGAACACCAAUAUUUUGUUGGUUUUUUUGUUCACGUCAUUCAGCAAAAAAGCACUGAAACUUCCAUUUUAGACCUGUGAUUAACUACAGCUUUACUCUGCAGUGGCGUUUGAAGCCAUCCUGGUGUUGGAUGCCCUGUUCAAACAACCCAGACCUGGUUUUCUUUCAGAAAUCUCUCUUUUGUUUUUCCUCAGUUUUGAAAGUUUUAAGUUUUCAAUUUUGCUUUCGUGUUUUUGAGAAGUCUCUCUUGUUCUGUGUCGUCAUGGUUGAGCUUGUUUCACUGCACCGUUACAGCAGAGUGUACAUUCUGACUGCUACAUUUAUAUAUAUCUUGAAGCUUAAUGUAUAUAUGAGUAGUUUGCCAUGGGAUAACACAGUGUAAACAGAGUAGAAACCCAGAAAUCGUGACUUCUGUGUUCUCUCCAUUUGAGUAUUUUGUAAUUUUUUUGAAAUAUUUGUGGACAUAAAUAAAACCAAGCUACACUACAGCA
This is a messenger RNA of Meleagris gallopavo (turkey), 5685 nucleotides long. NCBI's taxonomy places the organism in Eukaryota, Metazoa, Chordata, Aves, Galliformes, Phasianidae. The record is from RefSeq and is a predicted model, not a curated record.